This is a messenger RNA of Anarrhichthys ocellatus (wolf-eel), 3156 nucleotides long. Its product is annotated as CTTNBP2 N-terminal-like protein. Bases 148 to 1953 code for a protein of 601 amino acids. The transcript has 6 exons. NCBI's taxonomy places the organism in Eukaryota, Metazoa, Chordata, Actinopteri, Perciformes, Anarhichadidae. The record is from RefSeq and is a predicted model, not a curated record.
UGAACCGCUUUGAUUCAUGCUGUUGGGGAGCCUCCUUUUUGGAUUUGGAGAACAAUUAAUGCGGGCUGAGCGGGGCGCAUGAAGGAUGAUGUCUGCUGUGUGAAGUGUGUUAUGUCUGGACCCUGUGACUAUGACUGGACCUAGCGGAUGAAUCACAGGAUGGAGUGCGGGAUGGCUAAUACCUUAAAAGAUGAGAAGAUGAAUGUGGAGGCUCUAAGCAGAGCAGAGCUGCUGACUCUCCUCAGUGUCCUGGAAGGAGAGCUGGAGGCCCAGGAUGUGGUCAUACAUGCCCUCAGGGCUCAGCACAGAGAUGCUUUCGUCCAGGAGCGUUAUGGCGAGUACGACCUCAGCGAUCCCUUCCUGGCCCUGCAGCGGGACAGCGAGUCCUCAGAGCGCCAGAACACGCUCACCCAGUCUCGCACACACCAGCAGGGCCGGGCGGUGGGACCGAACCCUCUGGCGGUGCUUAAACUGGUCAUGUCUCACUGCAAGAAGAUGCAGGAGAGGAUGAUGGGACAGCUGGCUGCUGCUGAGAGCAGACACGGGAGGAUGAUAGCUGAUCUGGAGGAGGAGAAACGACGGCGUGCUCAGGAGUCUGCGCAGAGUGAUGAUUUCACCUUCAUGCUGCAGACAGAAAGGGACAAACUGCUGCAACAGUUGGAAGUGGAGCGUGCAACAGUGCGGAAGUUAGAGAAGGAACAAGCGCAGGCAGUGAGCCAGGUGGAGGAGUCACUGACCCAGCAGCAACAGCUCUCAUCAAACCUGACUCUGGAGCUCCAGAAAGCCAGCAGCCAGGCGCAAGAGGAGGCUCACAAGGUCUCCCAACUCCGCACUCUGCUCCAAGAGGAGACCAGUGCCCUGGAGAAGCUCCGGGGGGUUCUUGAAGACGAGAAGAGCAGGGUGGCCCAGCUAGAGGUGAGGUCUGAAAGGGAGCUGGCUGAGUUUGACACAGAAAGAGAGCAGAUGAAAGCCAGGCUCAGCAAAGAGGAGGAGAGGAGUAGGGAGCUUGAGAGGCAGCUGGAGGAGCUGAGGAAGAGGCUGGCUGAAAUUGGAGGGGGUAAAGAAGUGGUAAAGGAGGCUGUGACAGCGGGGAAAGAAUCACUUUCCGUGGUGGGGUCCACCUCUGUGCAGACUGAGCCAGAUGGAAAGAUAACUGUCGCCCCUAAAUCCUCCUCACUACCAAAGGUCAAUGGCCAUCACACUCAUAAAGAGUCAGAACCAACACAGGAGGGGAGAGGACCAGAAAAUGGAGGGGUGGUAGAGAAUGGGGGAGGAGCACUUUUGCAUUCCCCUCUUCACCCUCACCCUCAUCCGCACCCUCACUCUCCCUCCAGCACGGCCUCCUCUUCCCUCUCCUCUUCGCCCAUUUCCUCACCCGUUCUUGCCAAGCGUCUGGGCAGCCCGGGCUUCCAUCAGUUCUCCUACCAGGCCGGUGUCAACCAGCGAUUCCAUGCUGCCAGGCACAAGUUCCAGAGCCAGGCUGAGCUGGAGCAGCAGCUUGGUGGCCCUCUUUCCCCGAGGGACCUCUCCCCCACCGCCUCCUCCGUCCUUCCCCCACUAGAGCACAGCUCAGCUAAGCAGCUGGCCCGCAACACUGUCACUCAGGUGCUGUCCCGCUUCACCAGCCAGCAGGCGGGCGUCAAGCUGGCACCAAUCAGCAGCUCUCCGUUCGGUACAGACUACCGCAACAUAGCAGCAACUCCUCCCGGGGGGCGGUCGCCUUCUUCAGGGCCUCUAUCACCGGGCAUCCAGUCCCCCCUCACUCCUCGCUCAGAGAGGGCCCAUCCUCCUCCCAUCCCUGCCAAGAAGCCCGGCAUGAGUCCGACUCCGGGCUCCCCAAGUCACUCUGCUCGGAUCAGCCUCUUCCCAGAGCUGACGGGGAACUGUGGACACAGCAACAGUGGGCAGGAAGGAGCCAAGGAGCCAGACCUGGUUUUAUCUUCCAGCAGCUAACGGACAGAUUAUACAAACUAACUAAGUCAGGCCUGAAUCAACAGUUACUGUAAUCACCAUCGUUGCCGGCCCUUAAACCCACUUCACAGCACUCAUAAUCAGUAGAACAGACACUUCACAGCUGGACUAAGAGUUUGUCUCCUCGAUACCACAAACUGAGAAACAAUCAGAAAAGAACUAUUUGAAAUAAAAUAUAGUAUAUUGUGAUUUUGAAAAAAAAUAAGAUUUAAAUAUUUCUAUUAACAUUCCUGUCUUUACUCUUUUAUAUAGAUUUUUUUUUUUUUGUAAGUUUAAAGUUUUAGAAUGAAAAUAUCUCUCUGUUAUUUUACAUUUUAACAUCAUAUUAAGGGUGUUUAGAAAUCAUAUCCAUAAAGACCUGUUUGGUUUGGAAGAAAGACAUUUGAACAAGAUUUCACAGAGUACAGCACUCCUUUUCUUUUCCCUUAAUGCUCAAAUGAUGCAUCAUGUUAGAAUCAAAAGAAGACUUUAGUCAGAAGCAACACUGUAUAGCAAGUAGAAGGGCUGAAAUACGUGGAUGUAGAGUAUAGCAAAUGUGUAGCUAUCACCAUUUCACAAAAAACUAGUGAGUAGUUUUUAAAUGUUUUUCCAAUAAAUCCGUAUGCACUUCCUGUUGAGAUAGUCUAUGAAAACACUAUUAUACUGUAAAUAGUUUGAAGAAUUCACAGUUGAUUCUCUGUGAAUGGACAUCACACACGCGUGUGCUGUUUUUUCUUUUACACUUGUCAUGAAUACACUGAAUCUUGUCCCUAAAUGGGGGGGGGGGGGGGCACACUUUGUACAACAUUACUGUAAGAUACUGUAUGUCAACAAUUUAUAUUAUUUUGAUUCAGGGAAGUUUAACUUCUGCUGUACCCAAAUCAAGAAGGACUAAGUUAUGAUUAUGUGACAACUCUUUGGGGGAUAUUCCAUCAAUGGACAUCAUGGGGACGAAAGGUUUGAAUCUUGCUACUGUAACCGUUUCUAUAGUAUCUGUCAAAUAAUUUACAUCGUGUUGUGUCUUGUCCUAACAGUGCUACACCUGUUUGUUUUAGGUUUCACAUGAUUUUUUUUUUAAAAAUCUUUAAACUCAAGAAUUGAUGGAAACUAAAUGUUGUAGCUGAUCAAUUUAAAUCUGUAGAUUUAUACACUGUCUGUGAGGGGCAAUGUCCAUCAGUCUCUUGUAAUAAAUAUGCAUAUCAAGAA